CAACGUCCACGCACGUUAGCUCCCGUCCCGCCGUGCCUCGAACUCUGCUAGUUCACGCAGGAAAUGGGAGAUGUGAUGGCCAACGUUCCUCGCGCUCGAAGGGGGAAGAGAUGAUCCUGGCCGGUGUCUCGCAGCUCACGACCUCACGACUGUCAAGGUGCUCACGACAUCAAAGCAAGUCACUCUCGACCUCACGCCUCCCACACGACAGGCAGAGGAUGAACUCGACCACCCAUUGGCGCAACACGGUCGUCUCGUGGUAGCAGCGCCCGUAGCCAUGCCUCCUCCCCCCGCCCUCAAUCCCGCCUCUCCCUCCUUCCCGACCUUCCUCGACAUCGAUCCCUAUCCCGCCAGCCGCGAUGGCCGCCCGGGCUCCUCUCAUUCAACGGCCACCAGCAUGACCUCGGAGUUUGUGCCCUCCGAACACACCAGAGACAGUGGCCGACGCUCCGCAAGCGUACAAGAUGAGCCCGAGAACGUCCCCUCCUACACUGGGCCAGUGGGAGAGCCGGGUUUACCUCCGAGUCGACCGGCAACGAAAGGCCCCGAUGUCUACUCCCCUACCGGCGCAGUAACCACAGGAAAAGCCGCUUCGCGGCCCAACACAGGCACGAGUAAGACUCAUGUCCCCACCUUAGCGGCGCAAGCUUUCUUCCGCCCCAUGAGCAGCCAGAAGCUCCAGGCGCAGCGCAAUCAGAGUGUUCGUGGGACCACAGCGGAAGGACAGAGCCCGACAACGGAAGGCAAAAGUGCCGUUGCGAAGCAGCCACAGCACCAGCAGCACCGACACCGAUACAGCGAUGCUUCGGUCAACACCUUGAGGGAGCUGCAGGCGCUGCGCAGGGAACAAGAUGCUCCACCUCCCUUGCCGGUAAGCCGAGGCACGCAGGUGACAAGCGAUGGAGAGUACACGACCGGCAGUGUGACCAGUGCUACGCCGCUGCAGAAUUGGAAUGGGGUUCAGGGUGUGCGGACUGCGGAUGCUGGUGCUGCAAGGCUGGAUCCAGCGCAAUAUAAUGACCGAUCCAUGCCACCGCGCUCCACGAUUCAGGACGAACAGGAUCCUUCUUUGCAGGAGAAGGCCGAACCUCACUCUCAUCAGGCGAACGGGGCAGCACCUAUGUACGCCGCCCAAUCCUCCACCUCCUCUCCGACCAAAAGUGCCGGGAAGAACUACGAGUACUUCGCCGGAAACGCGCUGUUCUGCUUCGCCGGCCGGUGCAUCAACACCAAAGCCCAACCCCUCAGCCUCUUGACCCUCCUCUUGACCCUCGUCCCCUCUGCUCUCUUUGGCGCCUUCUCUGCUCCCUGGCUAUGGCGCCACAUCACCCCUGCCAUCCCCAUCAUCUUCGCCUACUCCUUCUUCCUCACCAUCUCCUCCUUCAUCCAUGCCGCCGUCUCCGACCCCGGCAUUCUCCCCCGCAACGUCCACCCGCACCCACCCAAUCCCGCCGAAGAGCAUGAGCCCCUAACCGUCGGCCCCACGAUGACCGAGUGGGUCAUGGUAAAGACCUUUCCGUCUUCCCGCGGCCCACAUUCCUCUCGAUCGACCGAUGCCGAGCACGGCGAGAACGGUGCACCAGGUCCGACGACCGCGAUGGAGGUGCCUACCAAGUACUGCAAGACGUGCCACAUCUGGCGCCCCGCCCGCGCCCACCACUGCCGCAUCUGCGACUCCUGCAUCGAGACGCAAGACCACCACUGCGUCUGGCUGAACAACUGCGUCGGCCGGCGCAACUACCGCUACUUCGUGGGCUACGUGGCAUUCGGCGCGCUGCUCGCGACGGAACUCCUCGUCUUCAGCCUCAUUCACGUCGUCUACUACGCCAAACAACACCACAUCUCCUUCGCCGCCUCCAUCACCGGCCACACCGCGCAGCGCGUCGGCUUCGCCAUGUUCCUCUACGCCAUCCUCGCCCUCUCCUACCCGGGCAGUCUCAGCGUGUACCACCUCUUCCUCAUCGGGCGCGGCGAGACGACGCGCGAGUACCUCAACAGCCACAAGUUCCCGCUCAAAGACCGGCACCGCCCCUUCACGCAAGCCAGCCGCUUCGCGAACUGGACGUCGGUACUCGUGCGACCGCGCCCGCCGAGCUACAUGCAGUUCAAGCGGCGGCAUCAGCCGGGGGAUUCGCGGCUGGGGUACGAGGUGCCGAAGGCGCAGAGGCGGAGGGAGAUGAAGGGGCGGUAUUCGGUGCGGGGGGCGAAUGGGAAGGCCCAGGCGAAUGGGGCGGUGGAGAUGAAGCAGUUUUCGUCUACGGCGCCGGGAGUCAGUGGGCCGGUGAAUCGGACACCGAGGUGAUGUCUCGAUAGGUUGCGUAUUCCCUUUUCUUCUUGGUGUAUUUCGUAGCGAGCAUGCUGCCGACUUUGGAGCGAGUGACAUGUGUAAGGUAGCGAUAGGAGGUCUGCUUCGAUGAGCGACUUUGUCUAAUAUUAAGCGUCUUGGUGACGCUCUAU
Messenger RNA from Neohortaea acidophila, 2457 nucleotides. RefSeq names its product DHHC palmitoyltransferase-domain-containing protein. Gene Ontology annotation, molecular function: protein-cysteine S-palmitoyltransferase activity. Gene Ontology annotation, biological process: peptidyl-L-cysteine S-palmitoylation; protein targeting to membrane. Gene Ontology annotation, cellular component: endoplasmic reticulum; Golgi apparatus. The transcript has a single exon. The record is from RefSeq and is a predicted model, not a curated record. Lineage: Eukaryota; Fungi; Ascomycota; Dothideomycetes; Mycosphaerellales; Teratosphaeriaceae. Bases 278 to 2302 code for a protein of 674 amino acids.